Molecule: messenger RNA, 1084 nt
Organism: Oncorhynchus nerka (sockeye salmon)
Lineage: Eukaryota; Metazoa; Chordata; Actinopteri; Salmoniformes; Salmonidae
Product: E3 ubiquitin-protein ligase RNF114-like
Exons: 6
Coding region: 138-860 (240 amino acids)
Biological process (GO): protein polyubiquitination; ubiquitin-dependent protein catabolic process
Molecular function (GO): ubiquitin protein ligase activity
Source: RefSeq, a predicted model, not a curated record
UUCUAUUGGAGAAAUCCAGGAAGGUCCCGCCCUGUUUCGUUCCGUUUGCUUCUCUUUGGUUUCCAGUGAAUACACCCCUGCUGAACACAGCUCAAGAUGACCAAAUCUGUCAAACUUCAACAGCAAAAAAGCUAGGGAUGCUCCUCCUUUUCACCACCCGACAGAGGAGAGAAGAAAUGGCGAUGCUAGGAUCUUUUAGCUCCGCACAGCAGAACACAAAUGUUUCUGGGGGCGACAGGGACGGGACAGAGUUCGUAUGUCCGGUUUGUCUCGAGAUUUUCGAUAGCCCUGUCACAACACAAUGUGGACAUACGUUUUGUCAAAGUUGUCUGCAGGAGUGCCUGCGGCCCCAGAAGCCAGUGUGUGCCGUUUGUAGGGCACCAUUGGGCCACUGGGCCAAAGCCACUGACCUAGAGGCCCUCCUACACACCUCAAUGGCGGCCUGCAAGGGCUGUGGAGCACAGGUGGGCCUGUCCCAGAUGAGAGGCCACACGGCAGCAUGCUCCAAGUACCAGGAGUAUAUUGAGGAGGGGGUCAGGACCACUGCCCAGACCCAGCCUAACAUUAUUGGCCCUAUGCCGAACCGCUUCACUUUCUCAUGCCCCUACUGUAACUACCAGAACCUGGACCAGGACGGCCUGGUGGAGCACUGCACUUCCCAGCAUGCCCGGGACACGCGCCACGUGGUGUGUCCUAUCUGUGCCUCUAUGCCUUGGGGGGACCCCAACUACAGAAGCGCUGACUUCUUCCAGCACCUAAAGAUAAGACACACCUUCUCUUAUGACACCUUUGUGGACUACUCCACAGACGAACACACUAUGAUCCAGGAGGCUCUACAACGCUCCCUCAUGGAGAACUGAGGUGGUGUCUGCCUUGAGGAAGGAGGAAAAGGUGGCUUUGAGGGAAAAUAUAAUUGCACUGCACCAUCCUUGAACUGGGCUAGUGGUGUAACCAUAGGAAAAAGAAUAGUAAGGGUGGGUGACGACUGCAUAACCAGGAAGCUUUGAGGCUUACCAAGCAACUCCUCUUAUCACUUUACAAUUAUCAUUCCAACAUAAAUAAAACAAUACAAGUUAAAACAGUU